Molecule: messenger RNA, 2336 nt
Organism: Cherax quadricarinatus
Lineage: Eukaryota; Metazoa; Arthropoda; Malacostraca; Decapoda; Parastacidae
Source: RefSeq, a predicted model, not a curated record
UGGUCAUCUGCACAGAAAUGGUUAUCAGACUUAAUAACAGGAGGGCAGCCGAGAGUAACCCUAUCAAGGUUAUCGUGAAGGAAGACACAACCCUCGUUCAAGUACCACUUGGGUGUCAGCGAUGUGCCUGCUACAGAGAUGACCCAGAACGUGUGACCCUGGUAGACAGCUUGUGUCUCCUCCUCACUGACGAGAAGAUCACUGGACUCCAGUACCACGUCUACUCGGCUCUGUUUCUCGCCAUCGUUUCUGUCAUCGGCAUUCAAGUCAUGAAGUUACUGGAGAAGCAUGACAAGUUUAUGUUUUUCAUCUCAUUUGUUGUGAAAUCCGCGUGUAUUCUUCUCAUUGUGGUGUUGGUAUUACUGGUAUUGAUUUAUUAUUAUUUCACCACAGCUAUCAAGAAGUAUUCAAAGGAGAUGGAUUAUGAACGCCUUAAACAGGGCAGCCGGAAUGGUGUCCGUCGUCCGAGGCAAGAUGUUAGACGAGCCCCCCUCAGUAUGGUUCGAUAAGCUAUGUAACGCGAUUACAAACAAACUACAGUGUGGCUGGGGUUAGAACCCAAACCCAUAGCAAGUGAGUCGUAAAACUCCAGGCCAAUGCAUAAGUCAGCUGGUCCGGUGGCUUACGCACUGGCCUGGAGUUUUACAACUUACUUGCCAUGAGUUCUAACCACCCCCGUACCCUUGUUUGUAAGCUAAUGUAAUGCAGUGGCCCAUUACUAUAGUGUUGCUGCAACUCUCGAAACACCACGCAAAACAUAUUUUUAAAUUGUGGCUCUGUUUCUUAAUUCAUGCAAAUAACUCAUCAUUAUUAUUACAAUAACUUUGUGAGGAAGGUGUCAUUGAAACAGCUUUCAACUUAGCUCUGUUUUAAGAUAAUCCGUAAUAAACAUAAGCGUAUGUUCUGCAUUAAUCUUUCCCAUAUAACCUGCUAUCACUACGUCACUAUUAUAUACAUGCAAUGACAAAAUAAUGAGAUACAGUUUAUGUCACUACUGCACAUGUAUUAUCUAGGAUCUCAGGUCACAGUCCCAAAGGGACUUGUUAAAUGACUCUCAGCGUCAACGCGGUCUUCCCAAGGUCACGGAUCACUUCAAGGUCACACCUUCAUAAGCCUAACUAAUCCGAGGAUAAGAUAAGCAUCUACACUAUAAAAUAUGGAAAUAUGAGUGAAAGAUACUCCCAUCUGUACCUAAUAUGUAAGGUAAUACAGUUUUCUCAUGCCUCGGGAAAGAUAACAUGGACAGAAAAAAUUAUUACAUACAGACAGAAGUCAAACUUCCAUUUUAACUUUACUUUUCGUGUCUUUGAUCUGGAAUUUGUGCAGACAAGUUGUGCAUCAAGUUUCUCAGCGGUUUUAUGCUCUGUGGAUAAUGGAAAGGGUAAGCCCUGUUUUUUUUUUUAAGUUUGGUAUAAUACAUGGCUCAUGAUUAAACACAGACGGUGAACAUCAAGAAAAUAAGUUAAAUGAUAAAUACAUCUGGGACACACACGUAUAAAUUUUAAAAUGACUAAGUGAUCUCUUCUCGAUCAGUCUCACAAUGAACUGUAAUUCACUACACAAAUCUGCAGCAUCAAUGUCUUUGUCAUCACUAUAUUGUAAAGCUUAUUCUAGUUUUAAGCAAUAUUCUGUUUUAAGCAAUAUUCUGUUUUAAGCAAUAUUCAGGGAGGCUUCGCCUCACCUGAAUAUUCUGUUACUUCGUUGUUAUUGUGUGCAUAUUGUAGAUGUCAUGCAUCAAAACUUUGGGGUCCCAGUCCCAGGACCCAUUAUGUACCUCUGUAAUCUUUAAAUACCUUUGUAACUUGUCAUGAUUGUGACCAGAUCUACCUGGAGUUCAUUACCUUUGUAACUUGCUCACCUAUCAUAACUCUGGAGUCCAGUCCGUGAACCCAUUAUGUACCUCUGUAAUCUUUUGACUACCGCCCACAGGAUGGGUCUGGGAUGCAUAAUAAACAUAUUAACUAACUAACAUGCAAGAAACCAAACAAAAUUUGCUUCAUACAUAUGUGUUUGAGCCUUUGUUCAGUUGAUUGUAUUACCACAUCCAAGGUUGAAAAAUAUAAUUUCACUCUGGACUUUGCUUGGGAUUCUGAAUUGACUUACAUUCCGUCGCAUAAACAAACUGCUAUCUCCUCUUAAUAAAGAUUGGCUCAAGUUCUAAUUCUGUUAAAAUGUCCAUUUCUUCAGAAAGUUCAUGGGUAUUUAUUAAUGUGUUCUCAAAUUCUUCAUUCCUGCAGUUUAGAAGAUAAAUUUUAAUUUCUUUCAGCUGUUCAGUUGCCUCAGUUAUAUCAAAUUCCUUAUCCUGAAAAUUUUUUGCUAUCUAUAUUGAUCGCAAG